This is a messenger RNA of Symbiodinium sp. CCMP2592, 630 nucleotides long. The record is from the annotation of a GenBank genome assembly. Lineage: Eukaryota; Dinophyceae; Suessiales; Symbiodiniaceae.
AUGUGGCGCACACCCCCGUGCUACACGCUUGAUAUGUGCUGGCAUCCCGCGGCACCUGUCCGCUGCUGGAUUGACAUGUUCUCCCCGGAGCUCCGAGAUAAGGAGGAGGCGGCGAAAGGGCCUUUUCUGAUUGCCGGCACCGUCCGAGACCCCCUGGAAAUGGUGGUCUCCGCCUACUGCUAUCACCACCGGGGCGAGGAGGCUGUGGGCAACCUGAUGUUUUGGCCACCGGGCAGCGUCGCGGCACUGGGCCCCAAGAAGGGCGUCGCUUUCGUGGCCGAGCGCAUGACACAACUUGUCGAGAACAUGACAGCAGCUUUCGAGUUCCCGCGAAACGACACCCAUCGAGUGUCCUACGAGAAGAUCACCCGCUCGUCGGAGGGCUUCGACAAAGAGGUGAAUCGACUGCUGAUGUUUUGGUUCGACGGGCUGAUCCGCCCCGAAGAGCACCAUCGAGCGCUUGAAGCUGCCCGACUUGUCGACGUGCAUCGUCAUCCUGAGGCCGCCCCGGAGGACCACGCCAAUGAUGCAGCAUGCAUGGACGAGGCGCGGAAGGCCGUGUUUGCCAUGCCCAUCCAUCUGCUGGCACGGUACCGGGCCUUCCAGCGGAGACUGGGGUACUUGGCCUGA